UUGUCCCUCUCGCACCUUCAGCCACUGUCUCUGUGUGUGAAAGCAAUUUUAUUUUUAUUUAUAACAAUUUUUGCGUUUAUAAACAACAGAAACCCAAAGUGGGCUCUACACUCUUCCUGGAACCGCUCGCAUCAGCUGUUGGGCUCCGGCAUUACACAGCUUACAGACCAGACCGACAAACUGGGGGCCAGAUACCAUCGUUUCCACCUCCAUUUCCCAGUCGUCCAGAGAAAGAAACCUGCUGCGGAUUCCAGCCACUUUUGUUGAUCAUUAUUCGACGAUAAGUGUGUGGAAAUCGGCCGAAUAAAGCUGCAGACACGUCACAGGAGAGCCGGGAAAGCGGUGUGACACUCGCCGGAAAAGUCAGCGCAUAGGAAAAUUCCAUAGGAGGCCCAGUGAAAGGCAGAGCAAAUCAACUGCAUGCCAUGGACUUCUUGUUCGGUUCCCGUUCCAGCAAGACCUUCAAGCCCAAGAAGAACAUCCCGGAGGGCACCCACCAGUAUGAUCUCAUGAAGCAUGCGGCAGCCACACUGGGAUCGGGAAACCUGCGCAAUGCAGUGGCCCUGCCGGAUGGCGAGGAUCUCAACGAGUGGGUGGCGGUUAACACCGUGGACUUCUUUAACCAGAUCAACAUGUUGUACGGCACCAUCACCGAGUUUUGCACCGAGGAUACCUGUGGCAUCAUGUCGGCUGGCCCGAAAUACGAAUACCACUGGGCCGACGGUUUGACCGUGAAGAAGCCCAUCAAAUGCAGCGCCCCCAAGUACAUUGACUAUCUAAUGACCUGGGUGCAGGACCAGCUGGACGACGAGACCCUGUUUCCCUCCAAGAUCGGCGUGCCGUUUCCAAAGAACUUUCACUCCUCCGCCAAGACCAUACUGAAGCGUCUGUUCCGCGUGUAUGCGCACAUUUAUCACCAGCACUUCACAGAGGUGGUGACGCUGGGCGAGGAGGCCCAUCUGAACACGUCCUUCAAGCACUUCAUUUUCUUCGUGCAGGAGUUCAAUCUGAUCGAGCGGCGCGAGCUGGCCCCGCUGCAGGAGCUCAUCGACAAGCUGACGGCAAAGGACGAGCGGCAAAUAUAGGAAUCACUGCAGGCAGCCGGGAAUUCCAGGGAUUCCGGCGGUGGUGGCGUUGGCCUGGGCUUGCAGUUGGACUUGUGAUGGGAGCGCUCUGGCAGACUUGUGUAUUACGCUUUAGUUAGUUACCGCCAAUCCUUUAAAGUUUCGUUCAUUGCUUCUUGGGGUGCCUCCCACUAAAACAAAACAAAAAAAGUGCGCCAAACUAUAGCGGACUAAUUGCUGAUCCAGAGCAACAACUAUAUUUUUAUAUGUGAAUCGUAAACUUUAAGGAGUAUAAAUCAUAUUUAUGUAUAUGUAAAGGAGAAAACAAAAAGCAUCAGCAGCAACAGCACGCCUUCUACCACUAACACAUCCCGCUUUCGAGAAACAUCCAAUAUUACGUUCACAAACUUUGCGUGUUUCCUUGUUUAUCGUUUUUCUUUCUGUAUGUAUUGUAUGUAUUUAUUACUAUUAAACUAUCGCUAUUUAGCUCGGAGUCGUCCAGCGGAUCAAGCGAUUUUGUAAUGCGAACCCCAGCAAUGUGAGGCGACGGUCGACAGCACCCAAUAACUGAUAAUAAUUGUAGACUUGAUAAACAUUUUUGAUACGUUUUAUACUAAUAAAGAGAAUAUUAUGAAUAAA
Molecule: messenger RNA, 1703 nt
Organism: Drosophila subpulchrella
Lineage: Eukaryota; Metazoa; Arthropoda; Insecta; Diptera; Drosophilidae
Gene: mats
Product: MOB kinase activator-like 1
Exons: 3
Coding region: 426-1085 (219 amino acids)
Biological process (GO): positive regulation of protein phosphorylation; hippo signaling
Cellular component (GO): nucleus; cytoplasm
Molecular function (GO): protein kinase activator activity
Source: RefSeq, a predicted model, not a curated record